Cyanistes caeruleus (blue tit) is the source of this 5336-nucleotide messenger RNA. NCBI's taxonomy places the organism in Eukaryota, Metazoa, Chordata, Aves, Passeriformes, Paridae. The record is from RefSeq and is a predicted model, not a curated record.
GGGGAGAGGUGUUUGCUGGCAAAAGUAUUAUUGGCAGAUGCAGGAUUUGUUGUGAAAGGGAAGUUUGAUCUGAAGAAUAUUACAAAGCUCUGUUUCUUUUCCUGCAGGCUCUAGUGACAGCAAAUAUAGAUAGUUUGAAAUGGGGAUAGUGAAUUAUCUGCCUACAAGUUUGUAAAGAUGAAAGUAGUGACUGGACAGCUGCAUAAUGAAGCCCAAGGCAUUAAGAUAGGUACUGUUUAGUUGGAAGCUGGUGGGAUGAGGAGCUGAGUUUAAGCUGAGUCUGGUCUCUGGCCCUUAAAUGUCUGGGGAUCUUCAAAACAGGAAGAUAAAGUUCUGAGGAUCCAAAGUGCAAUUUUAGUCUUUCCUCUUCCACUAAAAAAUAUUUAGUUUUUGUGGUAAGAACAGCUGAGAAUGCAUAGGUUGCUUUAAGACCGGUACAAAAUUGAGGUAUUUUAGUGCUUUGGGGUAAUAGAGUUGUCUGGUUUCUUACAUUAGAGAUGAUACACUAAGAAUGUUGAAUACUUCUGUCAUACAUAUUGCAGAAUGGAUAUAAAUAGUUUAUGAAGAACAAUUGCGUUGGUCUAUGGUGUGGACUAAUAUACAGCUCGCUAAUUGUUUAAUUAUAGUGGGAAGUAGAGGAGAAAAAUUCUUUGAAGUUUCCCCUUAUAUCUCCUUGAAUCCCUUAAUCCCUGCCUGUAGUCUUGUUGAUGCAGAUACUACUAGGUACUUUUUCAGCAUCAAUCCUUAAGUCCUUAAACUUUUGCAGGUUAUUGUGAUCCCCUUAGUCUCUUUUAGAAGGAAGCAUUGUAGGAGUUAUAACUAGGUGAACUAUGCUGCAUCAGAAGAUGAGAUGUACUUGCUUGCCAAUGCCAAUGUGCAACUGCUAUCAGGUAAUCUCUCUUCAGCUGCAGUUUACACCUACAAUUACUUGGUUGAGGAAGUUUGAAAUCUCUAAAAUUUGCAUGGUCCCGUCUGUCACUGCAGUUUUCAAGUUGUAUGUUUGUAAAUACAGCCCCUAAAGGUCUUAAACAGAUAUUUCCAAAAGGACUUAACCCAUAUUAUAUUAUAUUUACUUUUGUCAACUUUAUACAGAUUUGGUGUCUUAGCUGAUAUUAUUAAAGGCUCUGUGGGUGGUAUUGUAAGAUACUUCACUUGAAUAACUAAGAACUAAACUGACUUCAACAUUGUAUGGGAGCAAUUUGGUCCAUGGUAUUUUUGGCAUCUCCCAAUACUUCUAGAUUUUGCAGGAUCAGGAGGGUGGGGGUGGGGAGGUUGCCUUUGUUCAAGUUUCCAGAGUUCUUGUUCAGGAAUUGAUCCUUCAGAUGUAAAAAGUAUGGACAAUGCAGUAUCCUUAUGAAGGAAGAGUGUCUGAGGAGGGUGAAUUCUUUGUCUUUUUACAGGUGUUUUCUAAAUCUGAUGUCACUUUGAAUGUUUUUCUUUAUUACUGAUGAUUUUUACUAGGGAGAGAAAUAUAAAUAGUUCCCAGAGAAAUUGGCAAUUGUUGCAAGGGAUGAGUUAUAAAAAGAAGAAUUUAGGAGGCUGUCAAACAUUGAACAGUACAAAGACAGAGGCGAGGUGAUAAAAAAAUUGUGUUAGUGAUUAUAAGAUAAAUGUUUCUUUAUUGUAAACAGUGGAUUUCAAACGUCAAAACAACCAAUUGGUAAUAUUUAAAGGCAUGUACAUAAUUUAUUUCAUUGAAGUCCUGUGGUUAGCUCAGAACAUGCCCAUCUUCAUAAGGAUAACAUGUUAGGCAGACCCGAUGACAUGGUCUGCCUUUCACAGCCAAGCUUUGAAUCUGGCCUUCAUUGUUUAAGUUUGGCAGGCCCAUCAUCCUAGUAGGUGACAUUUUCUGUGAAUCCUUCAUCCUUUUUAUCGAGGUAAAGGGGAAUAGUAGUGUGGCUCUAAUAGUUGUUCAUAAGGAGCCUCUCAGGUUCCAUUUCUGGUGAAUUUACUGUCUUGAAAGAGGAGAACAGCAUCCUUUGAAAAGGAACUCCAGCGCAAAGUAAUGAAGACUUUUAACUGCAAAAUAAAAUGCAAAUCUGGACGUAGGUAGAGUAAGAAAGAAGAAAUUUUGAGGACAGUCAGGAGGAGAAAUCAUGCAAAUAAACAUGAAAUGUAAUAUCUUUGUGAGGGGAACUUGCUAUGCAUUUUUUUCAUUAAGUAUUUUGUGAAGUUGCAAAUGUAUAUAGCAUACUAUUCUGUAGGGAUUUUUAUAGCUAAGCCCCCUAGAAAUGCUGUACACUAUAAAAUGUGAGGAAAUCCUAACCUGCUCUUUGUUUGCUUGUUUUCCUAGUUUUUUUCUUGUGUGCCUUGCCAUGCAAGAAAAAAACCCUUCCCGGUUUUUACUUCUAUUGGAUUGCUUUAACUAUAUGAUUCUACAUCUUAGUUUAUAUGGAUUAUAUAAGGAAAACAGGAUAACAAUGAGGAAGAAAAACUAGCAAGAAUAAUAAUUUAUGUUGCUUAUACCUGUGUGCAUGUAUUAUGCGAGUAAGUAUGUGCAUAGAUAGGUUUUGAGUGGAAAUCUUUGGCCAUUCUGUUGAACUGAGAGUGUCUUAGUAAUCUGUAGGAGUAAAAUUUGGGAUAUUUGAUACUGAGAAGCACAUAGUUACUAUUUUAGGGGGGGGAAUCACUGAUACUAAUACUUGAAUAUAUUUGUGCUAAUUAGUUUUUAGUGCAUCUAUGUAUCUUACCAAAAAAAUCUCAGAGGGGAGGAGGGUAGCUUUGCAAAUACAGUAAAACACUGAGAACUCAGUAAGCUUAUUGUUAGAACAUAGACACUUAUACAGUUUUAAAGAUAUUUUUUUAAAAAGUUGUUUUAUAAAAUAGUUUCUUGCACUUUACCUGCUGGCUUUUCAAUUUGGUAGAUAACAUCUGAACUCCAGCAGAGUUUUAUAAUCCCCACGUGCUUAAAUAUACUAAAUGUUCUUUUUCCAUUAAGGUUAAUGUUCGUGAAGAAAUUGAAGAGUUUUUUCCAAGAAUGUGGAAGAUAAAUCAAGAUAAAAGAAGGCUAAUGAAAAGUAUUAAAGAUCAGAAAAUUAAAAUUGAAUGGGGGAAAAAAUUGAACAGAAGAUUGGUCAGAUAGAAGCACUUGAAUAUUUUUUUAAGGCUAUAAUGAAUUGUUUGAAUUGGGGAAGAAUACACGAAGUAUGAAAAAUGAAAAACUCAAUGAAGAAUGAAGAAAAGUAGAAAGCAAGAGUGAAGUAGAAUUAAAAGAAUCUGGAAGAAUGAAUGGGUCCUAGGUUAAGUAAAUGUAUGGUUUAUGUUCCAGUGUCUGUAUGAUCAAGUUGUAGAUGAAUUUGCAUGAUUACUUAGUUAAUAGCGAAUUGGUGAUCUGGUUCAAGCAGGGACCUAUUUGAGGCGAGCAUACAAUAUUAACAGUGGGUUAGCAAAAUGAAAUUUGUUUUGGAGGGUAUUGCCUAACCAUUUAUUUUUCAGGAGCAAUCAAUAUAAUAGAAUUACUGUACUUUAAAUGUUAGGAGUUAGGCAUUUACGCAACCAAUACCAUUUUUAAUACUGUCUUUUUUGUUAGGAGUCUCGCUCCCAGUCAAAAUCUCCAGCUGGGAGUCCUGCUCGUGUAAAAUCAGAGAGCAGGUCAGGAUCUCGCAGUCCGUCGAGGGCUUCCAAACAUUCUGAAUCGCACUCUAGGUCAAGAUCAAAGUCAAGAUCCAGGUCCAGAAGACAUUCUCACAGACGUUACACGCGGUCCAGAUCCCAUUCUCAUUCCCAUAGGAGACGUUCUCGAAGCAGAUCGUACACACCAGAAUACCGUCGUCGAAGGAGCCGUAGUCAUUCUCCAAUGUCCAACAGGAGAAGGCACACUGGCAGCAGAGCUAAUCCAGAUCCUAAUACCUGUCUUGGAGUGUUUGGUCUCAGUUUGUACACUACUGAGAGAGAUUUACGUGAGGUCUUCUCCCGUUACGGACCUUUGACUGGUGUCAAUGUGGUUUAUGAUCAACGGACUGGACGAUCAAGAGGAUUUGCUUUCGUUUAUUUUGAGAGAAUUGAUGAUUCUAAGGAGGCGAUGGAGCAUGCAAAUGGAAUGGAGCUGGAUGGCAGGAGGAUUCGAGUGGAUUACUCAAUCACCAAGAGAGCACAUACACCCACCCCAGGCAUCUACAUGGGCAGGCCAACACAUGGAGGAGGUGGUGGCGGUGGAGCAGGUCGUCGCCGAGACUCAUAUUAUGACAGGGGGUAUGACAGAGGAUAUGACAGAUAUGAAGAAUAUGACUACAGAUACAGGAGACGAUCACCAUCGCCUUAUUAUAGUCGAUACCGAUCGCGAUCAAGAUCCCGUUCCUAUAGUCCAAGGCGCUACUGAAGAUUAGAAGAGUUACAGUUGAGGACUUGAUUUUUAAAUACAAAGUUCAGAUCUUUAGCAUCCCUACCAUGCUUUCCCUUCCAUCUUCCCUUUCUUGUUCUCCUUCCGGCUCUUUCAGAAGUCUUUGGUUCAUUUAGAAUAUACAUAUUUUCAGUUGAAGUAUUCCUAUUUUCCAUCCCUUCUUAUUGUAAUACUCUUAAAUAUUGUAAUUGUUGUAGUUUUUGUGUAGUAAAACAUCUUGAGUAAAAUGAAAUAGAGAAACCCGAAGUGCUGAUACAUUUUGGAAGUCAUUCCUAUUUCGUUUUUACAACAGUUGGACUCCUGACUAAUCAGAAGAGAGCGUUGAUAUUUUUAAAGCUUGCAUGUCAUAUGUAGUAUACACACUCGGAUACUUUAACAUAAACCUGCAUUUCCAAGUAACUUGUUAAUCUUUCUGUUAAAAUGUUUACCUAUUACUUUGAUAAACAAGUAAUGACUUUGAGCCUUUUCUGUAAUGAUAAAUUUGCUUAGAUAGUCAUGAACCAGAGGAUUGGUUUGUUUUUUUUUGUUUUUGGGGGGUUUUUUGGUUGGAUUUGUUUUUUUUUAAUGUGUCAAGUAGUUGCUUUGAGAGUAGACUAUUUGAGCUAGAUCAGAAUUUGGUAUUUGACUGACUGGGAGAAUAGAUCCUUGUACACUCAAAAUUAAGGCUGUGUGUUUUAUAGAAAAAGUUUCUGGAUUGCUACACAGUGGAUAACAGUUGAAAUUAAAAUUGUUUAAUUCCUGGGGUCUUUGUGGUACUUGGCUGAGUAUUUCCCCUUAAUUGGUGCAGAAGAAAAAAUAUUUAUUGAACAUAGCAAUUAGUUAUAUAAUUUGCUGUUCAUGAAAGAAAAAGUCACAAACUUUUUGGUAUUGAAAUAAUGAUGGAGCAAGUUUUGUUUCCAAUCCUUUUUGAACUUUUGGAAGUAUGGAUGGAAAAACCUACAGCUACAUGUAAACCUUUUUUUUCCCCUCAAUAAAAGUUAAGUCCACUGAUAAUGUA